CUUAAAUUUCUUUGUCUCUCUGUAUGAUUGUCACAUUCUUGGGAGGGGUGGUUGGCCACUGUUCUUGCCUGUGGAUUAACGUGGUUUCUCUCGAUUCAACAAUCAUUAUAAUAAUUCAUUCUUAUUUCAAUCUUCAUCUUCUUCGCUUAGUUCCUCUCAAAAGGGGUUAUGGGAAAUCCCCCUUCUCUCAACCCAUUUGAGUUUCGAACAUAUUAAAGAAGAAUCAAAAGCUUGAGUGUUCAAGUGUUUUGAGAGGAGAAGCAAUGGAUGGUCUCUCAGAUCUUGAGCCUGAUUGCUCUGUUUUUGUUGAAGUUGAUCCCACUGGCAGAUAUGGCAGAUACGAUGAUGUUUUGGGGAAAGGAGCUUCGAAAACAGUUUACAGAGCAUUUGAUGAAUAUGAAGGAAUCGAGGUCGCUUGGAAUCAAGUGAAACUCUAUGAUUUCUUGCAAAGUCCUGAAGAUUUGGAAAGGCUUUACUGUGAGAUUCAUCUUUUGAAAACAUUGAAGCAUAGAAAUAUUAUGAAAUUCUACACUUCUUGGGUUGAUAUUGCUAAUAGAAACAUCAAUUUUGUUACUGAAAUGUUCACUUCUGGUACUCUUAGACAGUAUAGGUUGAAGCAUAAGAGAGUUGAUAUUAGAGCUGUGAAGCAUUGGUGCAGGCAGAUUUUGAGGGGGCUUCAUUAUUUGCAUAGCCAUGAGCCUCCUGUGAUCCAUAGAGAUCUCAAGUGUGAUAAUAUUUUUGUUAAUGGGAAUCAAGGGGAGGUUAAGAUUGGUGAUCUUGGACUUGCUGCAAUUCUCAGGAAAUCUCAUGCUGAUCAUUGUGUCGGGACACCCGAGUUUAUGGCUCCAGAAGUGUAUGCGGAGGCGUACAACGAAUUAGUCGAUAUCUAUUCAUUUGGAAUGUGCAUGCUGGAGAUGAUAACUUUCGAGUAUCCAUACAGCGAAUGCACUCAUCCCGCUCAGAUCUACAAGAAAGUCAUAUCUGGGAGAAAACCAGAUGCCUUGUACAAAGUGAAGGAUCCCGAAGUGCGACGGUUCAUCGAUAAGUGUUUGGCGACCGUUUCGCUUAGGCUAUCAGCAUCGGAGCUUUUGAAUGAUGCUUUUCUUCAAGUUGAUAAUGGCGAAUAUGAUCUAAGAACCGUUGAUUAUGACAGCUCCUUUUGUAAUGGAUAUCCAUAUGAUUAUAGUUUUGAAGCUUCAAGUGAGUCAGGUUAUCAUCCAAUUGAUACUGAAACCAAUGGCAUUGAACUUUUUGAGUAUUGUGAAGGUGAACACUCUGAUGAUGUUGAUAUCAGCAUCAAAGGGAAGAUGAGAGAAGGUGGUAGCAUCUUCUUAAGACUCAGAAUUGCAGAUAAAGAAGGGCUUAUCAGGAACAUUUAUUUCCCGUUCGACGUCGAGACGGAUACAGCAUUGAGUGUUACGAGGGAAAUGGUUGCAGAGCUGGAUAUUACAGAUCAAGACGUAACGAGAAUUGCUGAUAUGAUCGACGGGGAAAUCGCUUCCUUGGUGCCUGAAUGGAGGUCGGGUCUGAGGCAAAGCUAUUGCCAUAAUUGUGCUACUGCUACUUACAACAAUGCCAUAAUUGAGAACUCUGAGGUAGCUCCAUGCUGUGGACAUCGACAUGCUUCGAUUCAUGGUCGUUUUGAGGAGAUAAUGUAUCAAGCUGACGAGUCCGAGAAUCAUACAGCAGAGGCUGCAGAAAAUGUGUUGAGCCAUUCUGUUUGCUUGAAUUAUCCCGAAACGUGGGGACGUCAUGAAAGCCGUGAACUUAGUUCAAUGAGCUCAAGACAUAGCCACUCGGAUGAAGAUUACGAGAAAACAGAUCGAUCAGUUACAGUCAUGGACACGAAAGAAGUGAUAAUCGAACGUAAAACUGCUCUUAACACGAGACGUUCGCUUCGGAGCCUAUUGAAUUCCCCUUCAUUAGAUGAUGUUCAACAAGAAAUGAGACGGAUUAAGGCCAAGUACCAAAUAGAAUUAAGCAAGCUCAGAGAUGAAAGGUAUGCUCGAGACACGAACCGAAGUAGUACCGAUAGCCAUGUUUAUACAAAUAGUAGCUGUUGCGGUACAGACUCGGAAAGAGCUCGAAAUCGCAAGGCCAUGGAGGCGGCCUCCAUUGUGGAGAAGGUAGUCACUGCUAAAAAUGCCUGCACUGGUUCAUUGCUGCCAAGCUCACUUCAUAGAACUAUCACUCUCCCAGUUGAUGCUGUGAAUAUGUAACAAUGUAAGGUCAAUCCUUGUAUUCUUUUAUGGAUUCCUAACACUAAAUCAAGUCGAAUAAAUAAGUAAAUAAAUAAAUUACAUUUACCAUGAUUGGGUUCGCACA
Molecule: messenger RNA, 2325 nt
Organism: Cucurbita moschata (crookneck pumpkin)
Lineage: Eukaryota; Viridiplantae; Streptophyta; Magnoliopsida; Cucurbitales; Cucurbitaceae
Product: probable serine/threonine-protein kinase WNK9
Exons: 7
Coding region: 264-2219 (651 amino acids)
Biological process (GO): intracellular signal transduction; protein phosphorylation
Cellular component (GO): cytoplasm
Molecular function (GO): ATP binding; protein serine/threonine kinase activity
Source: RefSeq, a predicted model, not a curated record